CGGAUAACAAUUCGAUAAGAUGACAGUACAUUGUACAUCUGCGCGAUAUGUCCAAACGUCAGCAGGAAGCCCUUACUGAUAAAUUCGGGGAAUAUCAAGGUACACGUCGGUCAUUCGUCACAGUCGUCUGCGCUUCAUUUUGGAGACGAACGAGCAUGCCAUGAAGCGACUGCAAGUGUUCGGUCUUCUGUUCGCGCUGUGUUACGUUGCGAGAUUGACGGAGGGGAAACACGAAAAACUCACUUGCUCGUGGUACGGUGAAUGCGGGAAAUUGGAUAAUAAAAAUGUACAACGUACGUGUGUGUCCAACAUCGCCCCCCAGCCGAUCAACAACGUGACUGCUGAAAAUAUCCUGCGGAAAAGAUGCCCUCACUUCUUCCAUGACGGAGUGCCAAAAACGUGUUGCGACGCCGGACAGAUCGCAACGAUGAGCACGAGCAUGAAACUGGCCGAUUCGAUUUACGGCAGGUGCCCGACCUGCGUAAGAAAUAUGUUCCGGCUAAUCUGCGAUCUGACCUGCAGCCCUGAGCACAGUCGAUUCCUGAAGGUGACCAAGACCGGCAAGGAUGGCAAACUCGAGUACGUCGAAGAAGUCGAGGUUCACGUGACAGAGAAAUACAUAAACGACACAUACGAUUCCUGUAAAUAUGUAGUUAAUCCUACCAGCGGAAAUCUCGCGAUGGACUUGGCCUGCGGCGAUAAAGGAGCCAGCAGAUGCAGUCCGAAAUUGUGGUACGAGUAUAUGGGUGAUUUAAAAAACAAUCCAUUAACGCCUAUUCAAAUGAACUACAUUUACGACGCAGCUGAGGGAUGGGACGACGAGCCGUGGGACAACGUGGCCAAGAACUGCAGCGAGGCUUACGACAGCUCAUCUAUCGCCUGCAGCUGCGUCGACUGUCCCACCGCGUGUCCCGUGAUAAAAUUAGAAAUCGACACGAGCUCUACCUUUCUGAUCGGCGAGCUUAACGGCUACGGCGUCGUGGCGGCGAUCGGGCUGCUCGUGGUGACAAUUAUCGCCUUCGCCGUUGGCGGCCUCCUAAGGAAAUAUCGCAAGAAAGGUGUUAAGAGGCAAAGGGUAGAGCAGAAAAGAAGAAAUUACAGUCAAAGUUGCCAAAAAAUUUUCGAGAGAUUCUUCUUUGUGUGGGGAAAAGGAUUCGCCACGUAUCCCGUUAUCGUCCUAUUCGUGUCUUCGUACGUCAUCGUCGGUCUGAGUUACGGCAUAAUUUAUCUCUCGGUGACGGUAAAUCCCAUUGAGAUUUGGGCGGCACCGAAUAGCAGGUCGCGGAUAGAAAAGAAUUAUUACGACUCACGGUUCCAGCCGUUUUAUCGAACCGAGCAGAUCUACAUCAAAUCUGUCGGUCUCGAGAAGAUAAAGCACAACACUACGACCGGAGUCUUGGAAUUCGGGCCCGUGUUCAACAAAGAGUUCCUGCUGGCCGUGUACGACCUGCAGAGUAAGAUUCUUCAGUUGGGCCAAGAAACCCACGAGGGCCUGGAAAAGAUCUGUUACGCUCCCGUACAAAGCGAAUUCAUCGGUCCGGUCAGCCUCGACCUCUGCACGGUGCAGAGUAUUUGGGGAUAUUUCCAGAACAGUAUCGACACGUUCAACACAACAUGGAACUCCGAUGGAUACAACUUGAAUUAUUUGGAUCACUUAUACGGUUGCAUGCAAAACGCACUCAAUCCAAAUUGCCUGGCACCGUACAAGGGACCGAUAAUACCCGCUAUAACGAUCGGAGGUUUCCUGAAGGAAGGUGAAUACCAAUACGAUUCCAACGAUUAUAUCAAAGCGACAGGGUUGAUCUUGACCUUCUUGGUAAAAAACUCGAUCAAACAGGAGGAACUCGCGCCUGUUAUAAAAUGGGAACAACGUUUCCUCGACUUCAUGGCGAAAUGGGUGGUCGACAGUCGACCCAAGUUCAUGGACGUCGCUUACACGACGGAGAAAUCGAUAGAGGAUGAGCUGGACAGAACAUCGAAGGCGGAAGUGUUGACGAUGGUUAUCAGUUACCUCGUCAUGUUCGUCUACAUCUUCAUCGCCCUCGGUAAAGUUCGGUCCUCGCUCGUCGGCUGCUUCACCGAGAGCAAAAUCGUACUUAGUCUUGGUGGGAUCACCAUAGUCAUAGCGUCGGUCGCGUGUUCGCUAGGCGUUUUUGGCUACCUCAGCGUGCCGACCACUCUGCUCACGAUCGAGGUGAUUCCCUUCCUGGUAUUGGCUGUCGGAGUCGAUAACAUCUUCAUCUUGGUGCAAAAUUACCAGAGGAAUCCUCGACGCAACGGUGAAACGAUACCGGAGCAUAUCGGCAGGGUCCUGGGUGCGGUUGGACCCUCGAUGUUGCUCACCAGCAUGUCCGAAUUCUUUUGCUUCCUCAUCGGAGCGUUUUCCUCGAUGCCGGCCGUCAACACCUUCGCCAUGUACGCUUCGUUGUCGAUUCUAAUUAACUUCAUGCUCCAAAUCAUCGCUUUCGUCGCCCUAUUGUCCCUCGACUCUAGGAGAUACGAGACAAGCCGUCUGGACGCGCUUUGUUGCAUUCAAGUUGAGAAAAACAUGGAGCUCGAGGAUCGCCAAGGUCUAAUCCACGUGCUCUUCGAGCGUUACUACACGCCGUACCUGAUGAAAACGCCGAUCAGACUUAUCGUCAUGAUGAUCUUCGUCGCCGCUUCGGUCACUCACAUCAUGUUCAUACCGCAGAUCGAAAUUGGAUUGGAUCAAAAGCUCUCGAUGCCGAAGGACUCUUAUGUCCUGAAGUACUUCGAGUAUAUGGAGGAUCUAUUGUCGAUGGGUCCGCCGGUGUACUUUGUGCUGACAGAGGGCUUAAACUACAGCAGAAGAGAAGUGCAGAACGUGAUAUGCGGUGCUCAGGGAUGCAAUUCGGAUUCCUUGUAUACGCAGAUCUACUCGGCGGCCAGUCAGCCCUCCGUUUCGUAUUUAUCUAAAGCGGCCUCUUCCUGGAUAGACGAUUACUUCGACUGGUCGACCAUUGACGAUUGCUGCAUGUACUUCGCCACCAACGACUCGUUUUGUCCACACAGCAACGGUGGAUUCUGUGAAAACUGCAAGAUUCCGACAAAUAAGUCCCGACCAACCGAAUGGGGUUUCAGGAAGUACAUACCGUAUUUCUUGACGGACAUUCCCGACGAAGAUUGCGCUAAAGCUGGCAGGGCAUCCUACCUCGACGCGGUAAAUUAUUACUACGAUAAGUUCGGCAUGACAGACGUGGGCGAUACAUACUUCAUGGGUUAUCAUACACCUUUGAAAAAAUCGCACGAAUGGUAUGAAGCGCUACAGGCAAGCAGAAUAAUCGCGGAUAACAUUACGAACAUGAUUAACGACGCUAAACUGUCGGAUCGGAAGGUCAAAUUGUUCCCGUACAGCGUGUUCUACGUAUUUUAUGAGCAAUACCUCACCAUCUGGCAGGAGUCCCUGUUGUCGAUAAGCCUGACCCUCGCUGUGAUCUUCGUAGUAACACUGUUCCUCACAGGUUUGUCGCUCUUCUCCGCGGUAGUGGUCGUGCUCACCGUGCUGAUGAUACUGCUGAAUCUCGGAGGUCUAAUGUAUUGGUGGGGCAUCAGUUUGAAUGCGGUUUCCCUCGUGAAUCUUGUCAUGGCAGCUGGUAUCUCCGUGGAAUUUUGUAGCCACAUAGUGCACUCUUACAUCACUUCCACGGCGGUAACGAGGAUCAGCAAAGCAUCGGCGGCGCUUUGUAUCAUGGGAAGCUCCGUAUUCUCGGGGAUUACUCUGACUAAGUUUGUGGGAAUAAUAGUGCUCGCGUUCGCGAAAUCGCAAAUUUUCACAAUAUUCUACUUCAGAAUGUACUUAGGGAUCGUUCUAUUCGGCGCGGCGCACGGCUUGAUAUUCUUGCCUGUAUUAUUAAGUUUUAUAGGAACUACCUAGGGAUAACUCUUAUCGAAAGAUCCGUUGCGAAGAACGCCACGAAGAUACCCGGAUCUGCAAAAGCCAUACGAGACGACUCGUAACGCACAAGCAAAUGCUUGGAGAUCUAUUAGUGUAAUCAAUUGCAUAAUAUGUAAAUAAUAAUAAUUAAUAUGUGAUAAUGUGUGUAAGUCAACUUGACGCAUUAGUAGAAACAAAAGCUAAUGUAAAUUAUUUCGCGAGUUUAAAAAAAUUUUAAUCGAAUUUCGACUUACACAUUUAAUGUACAGAGAUCAAUAUGAUAGUUUCAACACGCCAAAUUAAAUAAUUCCAGAACAGUGGAUUUCUUUUGGAAAGUUGUAGAAUUACUUCAUUUGUCAACUUUUAUAUUGAUCUGUGUACGAUCAUUAGACUGGAUAUACGAUACUCCUUGUAUUAUGUAAUGAUCAUACAAUGCACAGUAUGGUCAUGAUUGAUGCGAAACAAUGUAAUCAAACACAUUUUCAUCAAACAUGAAAAUCAUAUCAUAAUCUAUAUAUUUUACAUGAAAACUGAAAAAUAUAGGUGUAAAUAUUUUCUACUGAUA
Odontomachus brunneus is the source of this 4460-nucleotide messenger RNA. Its product is annotated as NPC intracellular cholesterol transporter 1 homolog 1b-like. Lineage: Eukaryota; Metazoa; Arthropoda; Insecta; Hymenoptera; Formicidae. The record is from RefSeq and is a predicted model, not a curated record. The coding region runs from base 161 to 3895 and encodes 1244 amino acids. Gene Ontology annotation, molecular function: lipid carrier activity. The transcript has 24 exons. Gene Ontology annotation, cellular component: membrane.